UGUUUGAAAGGGGGGUUUUUGUUUCUUAUAUAAUAUAUAUAUACACUAGUAGUCUACAAGACUCAUUAGUGCAAAGAAGAAAACAUUUUUUUUGUGAGGUCUACUUACGCGCUCUCCUUUGAGGCAAACUGACCUCUGGGACUGCUUUUGGCCUCUUGGCUGCAAGCCUGCAUAGACAGUACUUAAAUGUUUUUGGUGGGGUUUGAACCUGAGAUUUCUUGAGACUCUAAGUUUUUUAUGCCAUGCCCAUUACCAUUUGGGUAACCCUUGUUGGCAAAGAAGAAAGCAUAGAGCCUAUUUUCAUACAAUUAUAAAACGAGGACAAAUCACUCUAAUUACGUUACAUUGUGUGUUGACCACGAUGAAGAGUCAAUAGUUGCUCAACUGUGAAGCAGUCAAAGUUGAAACUCACCGCCAAAUUUCUAAAGGGAAAAGCUCUGCUGGAUCACCUCCAUAAAAGGAACAACUCAAACAGUUCCAACAUUUGCAAGUUAUACAUUUUCUUUCUUCUCCCUAAAAACAAAGAAGAAGAAACACAGAAGAUAAUGAGUGAACAUCAACCCUAUAUUUUCUUCUUCCCACUAAUGGCCCAAGGCCAUAUGCUUCCGACAAUAAACAUGGCGAAGUUGUUCAGUUCUCGGGGGAUAAAAGCAACCUUAAUCACAACCCACCGACACGCCGCCAUGUUCAACAAAACCAUCGAGAAAAGCCUCCGUUCAGGAUUUCCAAUCUCCGUUCGCGCGAUCCGAUUCCCGGCGGCAGAAGUUGGCUUGCCUGAGGGAUUUGAGAGUCUGGAUGAUGUAACAACAGAGGACACGCUCAACAAAUUCUCAGCCGGCGUAGCCAUGCUGCGGGAACCAACGGAAGAGCUCAUUCGAGAAUGCAGACCGGACUGUCUGGUUUCCGACUUGUUUCUCCCCUGGACUACUGAUUCUGCAGCAAAAUUUGGCAUACCCAGAUUGUGUUUUCACGGGUCAAGUUCUUUCAAUUCAUCUGUAGCCGAAAAUAUUAAGCGCUACAAACCGUACAAAGAAGUCGCUUCUGAAUCCGACCCUUUUUUCCUGCCUGAUUUUCCUCAUCAAAUUAAAUUAACCAGAGCUCAAAUACCCGAAAGCCUGAUCAAGGAGGACCAGGACCAACAUCAAACCGAUUUUGGAAAGAUGAUUCAAAAAAUUUCGGAUUCAGUAGCAGGAUGCUACGGCGUUAUAGUUAACAGUUUCUACGAGCUUGAAUCGGAUUACGUUAAUUAUAACAAAGAAACAUUCGGGAUCAGAGCGUGGAAUAUAGGUCCCCUGUUUCUACAGAUCGACGGAGAAGAAUCGGAACCAUCCAUCGAUAAGCAUGAUUGCUUGAAAUGGCUGGAUUCCAGGGAGACCAAUUCGGUUGUUUUCGUCUGUUUUGGAAGUUUGUCUCAUUUCACAGCAGCCCAACUGCAUGAAAUAGCAAAGGGUCUCGAGUCCUCUGGCCAGGAUUUCAUAUGGGUAGUGAGAAAAUGCAUAGACGAGGAAAACAGAGAGAAAUGGUUCCCUGAGAAUUUUGAAGAGAGAAUUAAAGGGAAGGGAUUGAUUGUAACGGGUUGGGCACCUCAAGUUUUGAUUCUGCAACAUGAAGCCGUGGGAGCAUUUGUGACUCAUUGUGGAUGGAACUCUGUACUGGAAGGUGUGUGUUCUGGGUUGCCAAUGGUGACCUGUCCUUUAUUUGCAGAUCAAUUUUUCAAUGAAAAGCUGUUGACUGAUGUAUUGAAGAUUGGAGUUAGCGCCGGAGCACAUAAGAAUAGCUGGAUUUCGAGUGACGCUGUGAAGGAUGAAGCUUUGGCCAAGGCAAUUGAGAAAGUGAUGGUGGACGAAGAAGCUGUUGAAAUGAGAAACAGGGCAAAGGAAUUGAGUGGUUUGGCAAAGAAGGCAGUUGAAAAUGGUGGAUCGUCGUAUUUGGCUUUCUGGGCUCUAGUAGAAGAAUUGAGAGCUUAUGGUACUACAAGAAAACAAGAGUAAUCAAAGAGAUAAUCAUCUCAAUUGCAAGAUUCACCAGACUUUACGCAUAUGAUACUUUUGUCCGGAGUGAGUUUUCUUCUUUGUGCCACGAAUCAAAAAGGAAAUAAAGGUUGAAUAAAUUAAUCAUUUUUCAUUGUUCAUAAAUCUUCAUCAUUGACUUGGAAAAUUCAGACCUCAUUGAGAAUGCACCAGCAUACUCCAUCUCAUUAAGUAAAGUGGUCGCGAUCAAAUAACUUUGUGAAUAAAUUGUUUUGGUUAGUUCCUAGUUUGGGCAAAAACCAAUCGGUAUUAUACUUUAGUAAAAUAAAAUAUUAGGGAACAAGAAGACUCCCG
Messenger RNA from Oldenlandia corymbosa var. corymbosa, 2324 nucleotides. The record is from the annotation of a GenBank genome assembly. Lineage: Eukaryota; Viridiplantae; Streptophyta; Magnoliopsida; Gentianales; Rubiaceae.